AAUGUGCAUCUUAAGUUUUUGUAAGAAUAAUGCCAUAAAGAUGUUUGGGCUUAUUCUUGUUUAUCUUUUGCUUACAUUUAAUUGCGAUAUAUUUUUUUUUAUAUACAGCCCCUUGCGCUUUCAAUGUCGAUAAUCAGACUUCAACCAUUGAGACUCUGACUGGAACCAAUUUUAAGAGAUGGAAAGAAGAUAUUGAAAUUCAACUGGGUUUGAUGGAUCUUGACAUAGCCUUACAUGCGAAUGAGCCUCCUAAGCCAACUGUGAGGAGUUCCAUUGAAGAGAAAGCUAGGUAUGAAAAAUGGGGAAGGGCGAAUCGUUUAAGUUUGAUGAUAAUGAAAAGGUCUAUCUCCCAUACUCUCAUUGGUGCCAUAUCUAAGACAGAAAAUGCUAAGAGAUUCUUUGAUGAUAUAGUAGAAAAAUACAAAUCGUCUGAAAAAGCAGAUGCUGGAGAACUUAUGGAUAGGUUGACAGGAAUGAAGUAUGAUGGGGUGGGUGGUGUGAGAGAAUAUAUUAUGAAGAUGGUUGAUAUAACUGCUAGACUGACCGAGCUUGAGAUCCCCAUUACUGAAUCAUUUCUUGUUCAUCAUCCUCUUAACUCCUUGCCUUCACAAUUUGACCAAUUGAAGACUUCUUAUAAUACUCAGAAGGAUAAGUGGAAUACCAAUGAACUAAUCUCUAUCUGUGACCAAGAAGAAAAGAGGAUCCUUAGGGGUUCUGGUGGUAGUGUGAAUUUUGUGAGUCAACCAAACAUGAAAGGGCAUUCCUCAAGCCACAAUUAUCGCAGAAAUAACAAAGGUGGCAACAAGAUCAAAAAUCAGAAGAGCAAUGGCCCCAAACCUGCUAUCAAGAAAGAGAUCAAUUGCUGGUUCUGUAAGAAAAAUGGUCACAAGAAAUUUGACUGUCACAAGUAUAAGAACUGGUUGGCAAAGAACAAAAGUGGAGGGGUUCAAGAGCAAGCGAAAGCCAAAUGAUCAUGAGAGAACGCUGGUGGUUGGAAAUGGCAUUCGAGUACAAGUUAAAGAUAUAGGAGCAGUAGAGUUUAGAUUAGAAACUAGAUAUACCCUUGUUUUGAAUGAUGUCGCUUUUGUACCGUCCUUUAGGCGGAAUUUGAUCUCCAUUUCUAAGAUGGA
This is a messenger RNA of Diospyros lotus (date-plum), 1130 nucleotides long. RefSeq lists its product as uncharacterized. The record is from RefSeq and is a predicted model, not a curated record. The transcript has 2 exons. The coding region runs from base 213 to 971 and encodes 252 amino acids. NCBI's taxonomy places the organism in Eukaryota, Viridiplantae, Streptophyta, Magnoliopsida, Ericales, Ebenaceae.